Molecule: messenger RNA, 1016 nt
Organism: Hibiscus syriacus
Lineage: Eukaryota; Viridiplantae; Streptophyta; Magnoliopsida; Malvales; Malvaceae
Product: tRNA (guanine-N(7)-)-methyltransferase
Exons: 8
Coding region: 58-969 (303 amino acids)
Biological process (GO): tRNA methylation; RNA (guanine-N7)-methylation
Cellular component (GO): tRNA methyltransferase complex
Molecular function (GO): tRNA (guanine(46)-N7)-methyltransferase activity
Source: RefSeq, a predicted model, not a curated record
AGAUGGAAGAAGGAAUAAUAUGAACUAAUUAUGAGCCUGUAAAAUUAUAGAGCAAAAAUGAUUUCUUCCCUUUGCUUAAACAGUUGUGCAGUCCCAAGGGCUGCAAAACAAACUCUUUCAUCGGCAAUAAAGCUCCACAAACUCCCUUCUUUUCGUCCACACAAAUAUUGCAUUUCCAGAGCUUCUGCUUCUGUUUCGGUUUCCAUUUCUGAUAAAAAGGAGCUUAGGAGUACUGAUCUAGUGGCUCUCGAGUAUGCCGACCUUAACCUCACUGACAAGAUUUCUCAGGAGUUGGGUCAUGUAAGAAUCAGGCAACAUGUCAACCCUCUCAGUUCAUCUUUCUCUGUGGCAGCGCCUGUACCUGAUUGGGGUGAAGUCUUCAAGGAUCCUGCAUUGCCACUUAUGGUGGAUAUUGGAAGUGGAAGUGGCAGGUUUCUCUUAUGGCUUGCGAAACAAAAUCCCGAUUCACAAAAUUAUUUGGGACUGGAAAUAAGAGAAAAACUAGUUAAACGUGCUGAGUUUUGGGUAAAGAAGCUGGCUCUUAGUAACAUUCGUUUCAUUUUCGCAAAUGCUUCCGUUUCGUUCAGACAGUUAGUAUCUGCUUACCCCGGACCUUUGUCGCUAGUUUCAAUAUUGUGCCCGGAUCCUCAUUUCAAGAAAAGGCAUCAUAAAAGAAGGGUUGUACAGAAGCCUUUAGUAGAUUCCAUCUUAACUAGUUUGAUGCCCGAAGGAAAGGUUUUUAUACAAUCUGAUGUGCUUGAAGUCGCUGAAGACAUGAGAAAGCAGUUGGAUGUAGAGUCUGAUGUACUUCAACCCAUUGACAUGGUUGAUUCAAGUGUGUUAUGCGACGACAAGGGAUGGUUACUGAACAAUCCAAUGGGUAUCAGGACCGAAAGAGAAAUCCAUGCGGAAUUUGAAGGCGCGAAAAUUUACAGGAGGUUGUACCAGAAAAAAAGGGUACUAGAUUGAGGCCAUAUGGAUGUCAUAUUAUACAUGCCACAGUAGAUGCAACUUAA